This is a messenger RNA of Heterotrigona itama, 774 nucleotides long. Lineage: Eukaryota; Metazoa; Arthropoda; Insecta; Hymenoptera; Apidae. The record is from the annotation of a GenBank genome assembly.
AUGAAACGCCUGACGCACUGUUCCGUGUACUUGGCCCUUCUGUUGGCCUUGGCUUCGGCGAGGUCGGCCGAGACCAAUCCCACGACUAAUUCCAUCAACGAGGAGACUGCCAGGUCCACAGGGAACAGCAACGUGUUUGGAGAUCUUCGACAGAUGUAUCAGAUUUACAAGGAGUGCGCGGAUGAGGAUCUCAGUUCUUGCUUGAAAGUAAGACUGCUGUCUGCCAUAGACAGGGUGUCCAGAAGCGCUCAGUUGAACAUCGCCGAUGGAGUCACCUUUGUCCAAGACGACCCGAUCUCGAGCGCGGACGAACCGCCAAAGUCCCUUCAAGAGAUCGAGGCUGGUCUGCCUAGAGCUCUGGACGACAAGGAGGACGCGCUCAACACCAUGAUCUUUGACCGAGUGAUGAAAUUCUUCCAAAGCCACACGUUGAAACUGAAGCUGUCCAACGUGGAGGAACUUCAACGAAGUUUGGUAGAGGAAGGUCGCAAGAAGAAAAAGAACAUAGGAGGUUUGCUCGCUAUUCCCCUGUUGAUCGGUGGAACACUGGUACCACUGGCCUUGGGAGCGUUGGCUCUUCUAGCUGGCAAGGCUCUGAUCGUCAGCAAGCUCGCUCUGGUAUUGGCCUCUAUCAUCGGCUUGAAGAAGUUGGUGUCGGGCGGUGGGGACCACGGGCACGAAGUCGUUCAAGUAGCCGGAGGCCACGGAUCCAGCGGAUGGGCGAGAUCCAGUCACGAUCUCGCCUAUUCCGCCUACAAGCCGUCGUCUACUUAG